Molecule: messenger RNA, 6335 nt
Organism: Amoebophrya sp. A25
Lineage: Eukaryota; Dinophyceae; Syndiniales; Amoebophryaceae
Source: the annotation of a GenBank genome assembly
AUGCAGAAGCACAUUCGGCAAGCCACUAAAUAUCUGCUGCCAAGCUGUUCUCUUCAACAGGCCGUUGCGCUCGCAGAGUACACUGCUGUCACAGUUCUCGGCGUCAAUUUGACGCACGUGUCUCCAUCCGGUGACAAUAUUUUCGUGAACCCUGGUUGGGCGGCGUCACGGAGGCGCGAAAAGGAGAAAGCUGAAAAAAAAAACGAUGCUGCAGCAGAGGAAAGACCAACUACAGACAAGAAGAGUCACCCAGAACAAGCUGCAUCAAGCAAGGAGCAAAGUCUUUUUUCUGCUUACGAAAAAGGCCAAGCUCUGGAGGAAACUGGGUUUUGCCGGGUCACCGCAUCUGAACUAGAGCGCGAGGCGACGUCGAAUACGACAGGUUUUUGGUCUGAAGAGCUGUUUCAAAGAUACCACGACGGACGCAGUUUUGAAGAGGCGCAUGGACGUACUUUAUGAAAAAGGGGGUUGCUUUCAUCUUGCAGAAUAUCUAGUAGGAUCUUCCUUUGUUUCCUACCAAGUUUAUACACGCAGGAAAGUGUCUGCUGUAUUUGAGAGCUUGCGAAAAUGAAUCGGGGCCUGUAGGCAAAUAUAAUAAAUAUGUUUAAGUACUACAGGAAAGGGGAGAUAGCCAUGAUAACCCCGAGCUCGACGAAGGUCUGCUUAGAAGAUGGAAAAAGCUCCCUCCAUAUACUCUGGAGGACUGGCAAAAAGAAAAAGUCCACGUACCACGAUGGCGCGACAUAAUUUUGCGUCGUAUCAACACAGAGACCACCGACUUUUGGCAUUACACCACGAUGGAAGACCUAGGCUUUCGAGUGGACACCUGGAAAGAUUCGGAAGAUUAUAGUUAUGAUGGGUAGACUACUACUACUACGGCUGAGACCGGAUUUUUUUGAUUUCGCGGUUCAGGAGCUUCAAGGGGCUGUUUAUUCGUGAUAGUUGCAGGUGUGCCUGAACAUGCAGGAGAGAAGUCGGAUAUUGUGAUGAACACAAUGCAGAGAGUUAUAGGGCACGCGCUCAUUGACCUCAAAAAUAUUUUCUUAACAUCUAAUCAUACCAACAAAAUCAAAAACAACACCAUUCUGGUUCUAUGCCUAUGGUCAAAUUUGAGGUUGCAGGAUGGCAGGCACAGGACAGGCCAAAAGCUACUGUAGAGGUGAUCAACGGUGGAGCGCGGGACGAGAUUGUGAUGUCAAUUACAGAGGAGCAAAUCGUAGACCUAAAGCAGAGGCUAGAGGCUUUUCUGUCGAUCAUGCUCACGGAGAUCGAUCUGCUGCUUCAUAUGAACGCGCGUUGGCAGCGGAAGGGGUUUUUUUAUGACAUAGAAGUACUUAGCAAACUAACAAGAAACAAGACAUGAAACUGAAGGGACGCUUGUCCCUACUUCUCCCUACUAGUUGUGAUUUCACAUAUUACGACUCUCGUGCUUGCAACUUUGAUUCGCCUUCGUGAAAAGCUUUCUGCUUCUCUAAUCUUGUGGCACAUUAUUAGCCCUCCCCGAAGCGCGACGGCUGCUGAAAGCCUUGGCCAUAAUCCAACGUUCAAUUUUGCAAGAGUUUUACUGCGGCCGCAUGGAUCUCAAAGGGAAAGCGAGCGUUGCUUUCCAAGGUGAGUGGAAGGUGGAGGCUAGUGUGAUAAAUUUGCUGAGUGGAGGUUUGGGCUUGGAUCUCCUCAAGCAGCAACGGGAAACCAGAGAGCGCAUAGACACUUCUAGCAAGCAACAGGGUUCUUCGAAAACUAAAACACGGAAGAAGCAGAAAAAUGAUAGACCUGAAACUUCUGUUGGUGACCAGGAGGAAGAGCAGAUCCCGAACGGUGAGGCAGAGCCAUCCUCUAGCUCUACAAAGGUUACCUCCACGACUGAAAAAGAGGACCAUAAAAGUAUCAGUGCCGCGAGAAUACGAACAGCAGUACAAAAACAAGAGUCCUCCUCGGUCUCCCCCCCAACAACGUCUACGCAUAAAAGGGCGAACUGGGCUGUGAUGGCGAAUGGACAGAAGCGUCGUGUCAAUGUCGCUAAGUUUUCUGAAAAACGCCUGUCCUCAUCCUCUUUCUUUGCAAAGAGAGUAUCGAAGAGAUUUGCGUUUGUAUCGGUCAUGUUUGACAAUAACGAAGUGGACGUCUACAUCAACGCUCUCAGGACACUAGCGCGGUCGCUUUUCAGAUUAUGAGCAUGUGUCUUCACUGAUUCUAAUUCGGUAACGGAGAUGAUAAUGAAUACUUCUUCUAAUAGAUAGAAAUACGCUCUUUUUAUCUGAAGCUGAUGAUCUUUCUCCUAUCGCUUCUCUGUACUAGAAUAAGAAGUUGUUAUUCAGGGCUUCUACUAGAACCACAGGGCAGCUCUCUCUGAAAAUCUCAAGGGAGAAUUCUCUAACCCCAGUACACCGUGGAAAAUACGGAUUUGUGAUUCUCUCCGAUGAACGCUUGUCGGAAACUACAGAGAAAAAGCUGUUGAGAGAACCUCGCUACAAUCUAGAGGUCCGAAAAGUUCCUGCGAGUGAAAUAGCAGAAAAUCCUAGAUUUGGAGUCGAGGAUGAAGAGGAGGAAAGCAGUAUACCACCAGCACCACGUGGUGAAGAAGGUGGUGAAGACGGGAAAGCCGGAACUUUUUCAGAUGGUGCAGCCGCAGCGUCUAGUUCAGAUCAUAGCGGGGCAACGGUUUCAGAUGCUGCAGCAGCAACGUCUAGUUCAGAUACUAGUGGAGGGGCAUCGAACUCGCAGGUCGCAGCAGAAGCAGCAGAACUACCCUCAGGUGAAGAAGUACAGACGGCGAAGCCAAAAAAGAUUGAUUGGUGGUACGAGAGGCAGACUAGGCCAACGGCAGUGGGGUUUUAUCGAUGGAAACUACUGGAAUUUGAAAAAGUGAUCUUCCUAGAUGCGGAUAUGCUUCUUCUACUUAUGGAGGUAAGUGAAACAAGUGCAAGAAAAAUUGCACUAUUUACCGAUGUUUCAGUUCACAGUUUUACCCGACUGAGAUUGAGAAGAUUUUCGCGGUAAUAAUAUAAUAAUGCAUCACAUGAUUGUCCACAAAGAACUCAUUUACAGUUUUCUGCGACGUAGUGAGUAUUACACAAGUUCAAGUAAUAUUCGAAUAUCGAUCUUGAUCUUGAAUGACGAUUAUGGCCUAGUCUAAUCUACGCCCGAUCGAUGAGUUGUUUCAAGUAACAGCGCCGCUGGCCAUUGGGAUCACUCCGUUCGCCACUUUUCGGCUUUUCGCGGACAUGAAUCGCUUUCCCUAUCUGAACAUAGGCGUUAUGGUGCUCACGCCGAACGAGGUGUUUUUUCGGACUCUCAUGUUACGGCGUUAUUCUAUACCGAUUACGAUUUACUUGCACAGAAUACCACAACUACAUGGUUUGUGGUGUCCUGAGAUGAUCAAGAAAGUACUUUGGUACAAUUAUAAUCAAAAGUGAUAUCAUUCGCUCUAAUAACUUACGCGCUCGAAAAUCCUUCUUCGCCUGUCAUACGGGACACAAGACUCAACCGCUUGUUCGAGAAAGGACUACAGCAGCCUUGGCUAGUUAAGACUUCUUCGGAAAUCCAUCUUCAGAAGCAUCUUGGACCUCCCGUGUAGGACGGAAACGGGCCCAAGACGGCUUUCAGACUCCAGGUGUAUUCCCAGAUGAAGGUCUAACCUAGACAACUUUUUGGUGCGGAACCAGGUACGCUUGGGCUAUGUACGCUUCGAGCCUUUGGGUACGGAACCAGAAUUGGCGCGCAAAAGGCGUAAAUUCUUCUACUAUCCAGAACUCAGGAGAAAGGAACUAGGUGAUGGGGCGACCAGUGGAGAGGUAGAACAAGAUCAUAUGAGCAAGAAGAGCAAUGAGCACGACAGUAGUAGAGUGGUAGAGGACAAUAACAUAUCGAAAGAGCAGGCGAAUGAAAAUGGUGUCGAACAAGUAGAACAAGAUGGAGAAAACGGUCUUGGGAAUCGGGUGGACGAGACAAAAAAUGUGAGUCCACCUGAAGCGGCGGAAGAGCGUGGUUACUCCAGCGACGUGACUGAUCCGCGUAUGCUUGCUUUGCAUGCUCCACCGGGUGGUCCUUGGCUGAAGUCAACAGGACGAGGAGAUGCGCUACGCAGCUCUGCGGGAUCUUCACCGGAUGAGGGAUCACCGGAUGAGGACUUGGCAGACGACGAAGAGGACGAUAGAUCAGACAGCAAUCAAGUGCCGCUUACCUUUGUCGGGUGCGAUGAGAACUUCGCCACGCGAUGGGAACACGGGGAGCUGUUAGGCCGUGGGGCAUUGCUUCAGCCCGACACGGUACGUUAUUAGAGGAUACAUAGUGCCGAUCUUCUCGUUGAUAGUACUAGUGAUAAUCUUGGGAUUUUGAAUGAUGUAAAGACCCAUAGAUGCUGGUAAUGCGGCCAUAAGUCAUGUUCAUCUUGCAUUGAUACAUGAACAGGUUAUCUUAUCACUCCGAAGCCGAGACACUCUGCUCGAGCGCGGAAAGGGAUACCCCACAGAUGCCAACAGCAUUCAGCGGGUGUAUUUCACCUCACUAAGGCAGAUCGCACACAAAAGUGAGGAUAUACAUAGACACAUCCAGAAUGGAUCAAUGGUGCUAUUCUUGUUUGCCCAUGAGACUCUCCUCCUACCGUGAUGUAUCCUAGUAACAUAGUGUCCUCGUGAAUUUAUCUUCUAACUCCAGAAGGCCGUUCCUCCGAGGUUGUUGAGCGGGAUUUAGCGCGCAUGGGCUAUUCCAACCACUUAGUUUUGCCCUAUCACUGCGUACUGCCCAUGGAGUACAAUUUUCUAGUCGAGUACAAGACCGGAACCCAGCUAUUGGACAUGGUCUGGAAUGAGCACAUUACCAAAGAGCAAGAAUGGGAAGCGAAGUUAUGUUAUAUUUAUAACAUUGUUAAUAGGAGGGUAAUUCUUCAGAUUUAUUUUGAGGAUUGGUUGCGUACUAUUCAUGCUUAUGCUACAAGAAGUGCAGGAAAAUCUUACUCCGUCUGACGUACACUGGCGCCACUGCUGUAGGACGUGGAGACGAAUCUCUUCUGAGUAAAUCGUAGUUAACAAGUGGUGUAUGAGCAUCCAGUGAAGAGUUUAAGUUUUUCUUCUGAGUCAGAAGUUAUCAAAAGAGCUAUCUAUCAAAGUAGUAGCAGAGUCACACUCACAUCUUGCUCAUUAUUCCAGAAGUUAUCAGAAGAGCUAUCAUGCGUCGAGUGUGUGAUCAAAUCGUAUCCAUCAACUAAUUCAUAAGUGAAAAAAGAUAAUAGUAAUCCUUUAGAUGUGUGAUUUGCCUCCAGCACUUCAUCUAAGUACUAGUAGAGUCACUUCUACACGUAGUACUAGUACUAGUACAGAGUCACUUCUACACUCACAUCUUGUUCAUUAUGCGACGAACGACGUUACGAAAGGCACUUACGCGAAGAGUUUGGACCAGAGACGCGGUUCAAUGUGACUCGCGACUUGGUGGCGUUCACCCAAAUGAGCCUACCACCGAAAGUGCUUCACUGGGCAGGAGAGAAUAUUAAGGUUGUAUUGUAUUGCAUUGUAUUGUACUGCAAAAUAAGCAGGUAGGUUUUGAUAUAUCGGAACUCGCUCACGAUACAAAAAAAAAAAAGCGAGAUUAGUUGUAUUGUAUUGUAUUCAUUCUGAGUGAAGAUUGGGGGACUGGGGGACUCAAAAAAGCCACAUGUUGAUAUCCCAUCCAAGCUUUAGAAGAGCAGUGUCAUAGUGGGAGAAGUUAUACUGAAGUGUUGCGUACUUCUUUUUACAAUUCGAGUAUAUUUUUUCUCCUACCAUCAGUGUAAAUGUGGGUCAUGUUGUCAGACAAUGAUUUUUGGAUUCUUUAGUCAGUGAGAUCCUGAUCACCGUCAUCGUGAUUCUUCUAAUUUUCGAAAGCCCUGGGAGCGCAUUCAUCCCUUGUCGCGGAGUCAAUUUGAUCAACUAUGGUGGGAUGAGUUUGAAGGUAUGCAAGCGGAAUUGGAGUAGAUAUCCAUCCAAGGACACUGAGAGGUGAAAAUCUAGAUGACUUACCGAGAUUCUACAUUGGUUCUACAGCUUGGUUCUACAGCUUGGCUUUACGGCUUGGCUCUUUACAACUUGGUUCUACAGCUUGGCUCUACAACUUGAUAUGAGGACACUAAAUUAAAUGUGCCCACUUGAUUAUCUUAGUUCGUGAUCCUUGCUGAUAGAUAGAUGAAUAUAUAUUUGCAAGAAUGUGAUUCGGAAGGUGAAGGGAAGAGUCAAAAUGAAACAUAGCUGCAAUAGAACAGUUUGUUCUCGCAUGCUAGAGAACUAUGCAUUUGCAAAAAGGGAAGAGACAAGAACGUAGUGCAGCACACCUUGUGCACGAACUUGCUAAAGCGUGGCAGGAAC